Messenger RNA from Lytechinus pictus (painted urchin), 661 nucleotides. Its product is annotated as plexin-A2-like. The record is from RefSeq and is a predicted model, not a curated record. Gene Ontology annotation, biological process: semaphorin-plexin signaling pathway involved in axon guidance; regulation of cell migration. Gene Ontology annotation, cellular component: semaphorin receptor complex; plasma membrane. Gene Ontology annotation, molecular function: semaphorin receptor activity. The transcript is spliced from 5 exons. NCBI's taxonomy places the organism in Eukaryota, Metazoa, Echinodermata, Echinoidea, Temnopleuroida, Toxopneustidae. The coding region runs from base 50 to 661 and encodes 203 amino acids.
GUCUUGUGUCUCAAGUGCAUGGCCAUGUGACUGGUGUGUUUAUGACAACAUGUGUACAUAUGAAAGUAGCUCAUGCCAGACUGGUGAAACAGUGGUGAUUGGGGAAAAUAAUCCCGUAGGCUCCGGAAACAAAGGCAAACGCUUCUGUCCUCAGCUGGUUGGGACAUCAGAAUCUUUCUUCAUACCAGUGAAUAUUCCUUCAAGUUUCUCACUAGUGGCAAGAAAUAUUCCUACAGAUCAAACAAAGAUUAGGUCAUUCGAUUGCAUUCUUCGUAUUAAUGAAGCUGAGGCAGGGGUACAGAGUACAUUCUUCAACGAAAGUUAUAUUCUCUGUGAGUCCAAAGAGUACAUGUAUGCCGACGACCUCCUUCAGAAUAAUGUAAGCGUAUCCGUUCAAUGGAAUGGCCAACACUAUAUAGAUGACCCUACGGAUACAUAUGUAACUCUGUACAAGUGUUCAGUUAACGGCGGAAGUUGUAGCCGGUGUCUGUCUCCGGAAGCAACACCUUCGUUCCUAAAUUGCGGUUGGUGUGGGACUGAAUGUAAUGUCAUUGAGAGUGAUGUUUGUCAGAGCAAUCGAUUUGUGAAUCAGAAUGAGACCAAUCUUUGUUCAGCACCAGCCAUAACUGACGUAAGAUUAUCCCACAAUUACUUCUUUUAA